Molecule: messenger RNA, 906 nt
Organism: Nakaseomyces glabratus
Lineage: Eukaryota; Fungi; Ascomycota; Saccharomycetes; Saccharomycetales; Saccharomycetaceae
Gene: ORT1
Product: Ort1p
Biological process (GO): mitochondrial L-ornithine transmembrane transport
Cellular component (GO): mitochondrion
Molecular function (GO): L-ornithine transmembrane transporter activity
Source: RefSeq, a predicted model, not a curated record
AUGUCUGGUGCUGAAGAAACACAGUGGCUUGCAGCUGCGUUUCGUGAUAUACUGUAUGGUUCAAUAGCGGGUGCUCUGGGUAAAGUUAUAGAGUAUCCGUUUGAUACAGUCAAGGUUAGGUUACAGACGCAAGGGAGACAUGUAUUUCCAGAUACGUGGUCAUGCAUAACCUAUACGUACAAAAACGAAGGCAUAAUAAAAGGGUUCUUCCAAGGUAUAGCGUCGCCACUUGCUGGGGCUGCCAUAGAGAAUGCUGCGCUAUUUCUGUCAUAUAAUCAAUGCUCAAAGUUUUUACAGCACUAUACAAAUGUUUCUGAUCUAACUAAUAUUUUAAUUUCAGGUGCAUUUGCUGGUUCGUGUGCCAGUUUUGUGCUGACACCUGUGGAACUGAUCAAGUGUAAACUACAAGUGUCAAACUUGCAAUCGCUGCCCUUAGGAGUUGCAGGCGGUAAUACAGUAACGGAGAGACACACUAGGAUAAUACCGACAAUUCAAGCUGUUAUCAAGAAUAGAGGGUUCAUAGGGCUUUGGCAGGGCCAGUCGGGUACAUUCAUUAGAGAAAGUUUUGGUGGUGUGGCGUGGUUUGCCACUUAUGAGCUCAUGAAAAAAUACCUUAAGAGUAGACAUAAUAUUGAGGAUCCUAGCCUUCCGAAUGAUAACAAGACUUGGGAACUGUUGGCAAGUGGUGCAUCAGCGGGCCUUGCAUUCAAUGCAAGCAUCUUCCCAGCGGACACCGUGAAAUCGAUGAUGCAAACAGAACACCUGGGCUUGAAAACAGCGAUCAAAAAGAUCUUUGUAGAGAAAGGUCUGAGAGGAUUUUAUAGAGGUCUAGGCAUUACCCUCAUCAGAGCUAUACCAGCCAAUGCUACAGUGUUCUACGUUUACGAAACUUUAUCAAAACUUUAA